AGCUCGCCCUCCUUUCCUGCGCCAACAGCGGUGUCACCGAGGCCGGGCAACCGCCGGAGAGACCCGGAGUCCCGCCUGACGUCAAGCUACUUAACGCUAACGGCAUCGAAACGGGGCUUUAGGGGGCCGUCUCGCCUCCCCCGUCGUUAACACCGGGUUGGAUCUCACACCUCGCUCUUUUCCGAUGUCGGACUUCAAGCUGGGGAUCGUACGGCUCGGCCGUGUGGCCGGGAAGACAAAAUACACACUUAUUGAUGAGCAGGACAUCCCUCUUGUGGAAAACUACGCCUUUGAGGCACGCAUGGAGGUUGAUGCCGACGGCAACGGAGCAAAGAUCUUUGCCUACGCUUUUGAUAUUGGCAAAGGACGCUGGGCAGGAAGACCGCUGCACGAGCUGCUUUGGGAGAAGCAUAGAGGAGGAAUCGCCCCGAGUUUUCAAGUCAUCCACAUCAACUCUGUGACUGUUGACAACCGUCUAGACAACCUGCGACUCGUCCCUGUCGGCUGGAGUCCUAAACCGGAAGAGAUUUCCAGCAAGCAAAGGGAACAGUCACUUUACUGGUUGGCCAUCCAGCAAGUUCCGGCCGACCCAGUGGAGGAGCAAUACCUGGAGCUGAGCCGCACGCGCUACUAUAAUGCCAACGGCGAACUGGUGGAAGAAGAGGAGUGCUCAUGCACAUAUUACGAGUGCCACUACCCGCCUUGUUCGCUCAUCGAGAGGCGGCUUCGAGAGUUCAACAUUUGCGGCCGCUGUCAGGUGGCGCGCUACUGUGGCUCACAGUGCCAGCAGAGGGACUGGCCCGCCCAUAAGAAGCAAUGUCGGGAGCGCAAGCGGGCUCUGGCGCUGGAGUCAGAACCGGAGCGGUGAUCUAUGAAAGGGAAGGAAAAAAAGCGUUUUGAUAUGCGGGUUGAGGGCACGGGGGAAGGCGAAAGACUAAAACCACAGAGACAACAGUGCUCGCCUCACUGAUGGACUGGGAUUGGAAGUAGGUGAUGAACGGACAUCCGUGUGCACUUCCAGAACUGGUUAAUUCUCCUUGCUUCUCACGUGAACGACAGGGAAAGUUCUUUUGUUUUUGUCUUUCGGGGGUUGGCGAUACCUUCCGAGCUUGACCUGCUGCUGCUAAUCGUUUUGCUCGCGAGAGGUCAAGACUCUGGACAUCAACUGGACAACGCUCUGAUUUGGACGACCUCUUGUUAAGAUUGGAUCACACUAACAGUAUUUUGGGUGUGCGUGUUUGCGACGUAUGUUUUGCCAAGGACUCCAUGGAUGUGUGUGCGUGCGCAUCUUCUUAAAGGGGCCAUAUUCCAUUUUAAUUUUAUAUUUCAAUUAGACAUUUUCACUGUUUUGUAAUAAAGUAGCUGCUGAAUUGUGGCAUUUUUUCCCCUUUUAUUUUACAGACGGUACAAAGUGUCAAUCAUUCAAGUCACCUUUGAGAUGCUCUCCACUAUUUAUGAACAUAUUUUUACGAAUGUUUGUAGAGCAGGGUGUUCCAUUAAAAAAAUUGAGAUCUUAUGACCAUGGUAGCCUAGUAGAGUAAUAAUAUUUUUUCAAUGUUCGUGUGAAACUGGGAAAAAUAAAAACCCAACAAAUUCAAGACUCCAGUGACAGGAUGACUAGGAAUCUACACCAAGAAAAAUAUUUUUGGGCAACCAUUACCGUACUUGAGAUUGUGUCAUUAAGUUUGAAAAUGACUUUGGCAAAUAUUCUAUUAGAUUCAAAUCAGGAAUGUGUACGUUUGAGGCAAACAAAACUGGCUUUGUGUUAGAAAAACAACAUUUCGACGAAUUCAAACAUUGAUUCUAUGUUGAGUAUGUGCACUGCCUGAAACACGACAUGUCUUCCUUCCGUUUUUGCCUUCCACUUCUUUGAUGAGUCCAAAUCUGCAUUCCAGUUAGUGUAUUAAAAUUGACUUUCCUGUAAAAUGCUCAUUGCAGGCUCUUGUUCGACUGCAUUCGGGCUUACUCUUAACUCACAAAAUGCCUUUUCAUUGCUCGUGAAUGUCAUUCUUCAACUAAAACUGGAGUUUUCACAGAUCUGGUUGAAAUUUGAGUGGCAAUUCGCACAAGAGGAGGUCUUUUUUUCUGGAACACCCUUAUUUUUCUUUUCUGUUUAGUUGACACUACCUUUUGGAGAUUGAUGCAUUAGCAUUUGGUACUUUUGGCUUUGCUAAUUAACGCCAACGCUUGGUUGAAAUGAUCACGGACGCUGUCUUUCAUCAUAUAUGUCCUAGGUAUUACGUGUGAAUGCGUGUCGGGGUGUGAGUUUUUUUUUUUCUUCUUAAAUUCUGACAAUGGAGCUCUAUUUAUUUAAACUAUUUGUGAAAACCUAUUUAGUGGUGACAAUAUCUGAAGGCAUACUGAAGUGAACAGACAGAAUGAUGUUUUUCAGCUUUUUUGAUCAUUUUGGUUGUCAGGGCAGGUGAACUAGUCUUUUUUUCCACACUUCCAGGUUUUUUCACACAAAAACACUCUUCACUGAAAUCUUCCAAAACGUUUAAAAACUUGAAUCCUCGCCGCUUCUGUUAUAUUUUAGAGACCAGCUCGUUGGUUGUCAUCUUUUUGCCUUUACCCUUAAUGCACCUGCUUAGUGUGUCUUAGCUGAGGUGUCAAGACACUUUUUGGAGCAUGUGUGUCCAGCGUUGACAUGCGACUCAUUGAUUGUGUAUUUUGUAUGUGUGUGUGAACAGGUUUUCACGACUGCACUAAAACCCAGAUCUGAUGUUAGCGCGUUUAUGCUCCCUUAUACUUUUUUUGUUUUGUAAAAAAUAUGAAUCACUUAGAAAUCAAGAGCUACAAUAUGUGAAUAGAGUCGGGCGAUAACAGUUGCUUUUCCUAUGUAAAAUGAUGGUAAAAUAAAAGUGAACCUCAUUUGUUUGUC
This is a messenger RNA of Corythoichthys intestinalis (scribbled pipefish), 2881 nucleotides long. It is a transcript of the gene zmynd19, whose product is annotated as zinc finger, MYND-type containing 19. Gene Ontology annotation, cellular component: cytoplasm; synapse; membrane. Lineage: Eukaryota; Metazoa; Chordata; Actinopteri; Syngnathiformes; Syngnathidae. The record is from RefSeq and is a predicted model, not a curated record. The coding region runs from base 185 to 868 and encodes 227 amino acids. The transcript is spliced from 6 exons.